UGCGGCGCGUGGGCGGGGCGUCGUUGUCGUCGGCUGUGGCUGGGCGGCUGAGGCGGCUGAGGUGGCUGAGGUGUCCGCUGAGGCUGAGGCGGCGGGCGCGGCCGUGAUGGCGAAGAGCCCUGGAGAGAACGGGCCGCGCUCGCCCGCGGCUGGGGGAACCCUGUCGGGGACCCGGGAGAGCCUGGCCCCGGGCCCGGACGCGGCAGCCACCGACGAGCUCAGCUCUCUCGGCUCAGACUCAGAGGCCAACGGCUUUGCUGAGCGCCGCAUCGACAAGUUCGGCUUCAUCGUGGGCUCGCAGGGUGCCGAGGGCGCGCUGGAGGAAGUCCCCCUGGAGGUGCUGAGGCAGAGAGAGUCCAAGUGGCUGGACAUGCUCAACAACUGGGACAAGUGGAUGGCCAAGAAGCACAAAAAGAUCCGUCUGCGGUGCCAGAAGGGCAUCCCACCUUCUCUGCGGGGCCGUGCUUGGCAGUACCUGUCAGGAGGCAAGGUGAAGCUACAGCAGAACCCUGGAAAGUUUGACGAGCUGGAUAUGUCCCCUGGGGACCCCAAGUGGCUGGAUGUGAUUGAGCGUGACCUGCACCGACAGUUCCCUUUCCAUGAGAUGUUUGUGUCCCGGGGAGGACAUGGUCAGCAGGACCUAUUCCGUGUGCUGAAGGCCUACACGCUGUACCGACCUGAGGAGGGCUACUGCCAGGCCCAGGCACCCAUUGCCGCUGUUCUGCUCAUGCACAUGCCUGCUGAGCAAGCAUUCUGGUGCCUAGUGCAGAUCUGUGAGAAGUACCUGCCCGGCUACUACAGUGAGAAACUGGAGGCAAUCCAGCUGGAUGGGGAGAUCCUCUUCUCUCUGCUACAGAAGGUAUCGCCUGUGGCCUACAAGCACCUGAGCCGGCAGAAGAUCGACCCACUGCUCUACAUGACAGAGUGGUUCAUGUGUGCCUUUGCCCGUACCCUGCCCUGGAGCUCCGUGCUGCGUGUCUGGGACAUGUUCUUCUGUGAAGGAGUGAAGAUCAUCUUCCGGGUAGGGUUGGUGCUGCUGAAGCAUGCCCUGGGCUCCCCAGAGAAGCUCAAGGCCUGCCAGGGCCAGUAUGAGACUAUUGAGCGGCUGCGAAGCCUCAGCCCCAAGAUCAUGCAGGAGGCGUUUCUGGUCCAGGAGGUGAUAGAGUUGCCAGUAACAGAGCGCCAGAUUGAGCGUGAGCACCUCAUCCAGCUACGGCGCUGGCAGGAGACCCGGGGUGAACUGCAGUGCUGCUCCCCGCCCAGACUGCAUGGUGCCAAGGCCAUCCUAGAGGCAGAGCCAGGCCCCUGGCCCACCCUGCAACCUUCACCAUCCAUCCGCCUGCCCCCAAAUGCCCCGCUCCCUGGCUCCAAAGGCAAGCCCAAGCUACCCAAACAGAUUCAGAAGGAGCAGCAGAAGCAGAAGACGAGUGGGCAGCUGGAAAAGACCCCAACGCCAGAUCAAGCCAAGGGGGCAAUCGCUGGGGGAGAUGCAUGUCCCCCACAGGAUGUGCCCCCAAAGGACCCUGUCCACCAGGACCCAGCCCUUCAGGACUCAGCUCCCCAGGUUUCAACCCACCAUUGCUCCCAGGAGAGCCUGACAUCCCAAGAGAGUGAGGACACCUACUUGUAACCCUGGCGUCUCAGGCCUCCAGGGCGGGGUCUCCACACACUUAUAUGGUUCACGGACUGACACUCUAGGGCCUGCCCCACCCUCUGAGGGCCCGGCUGCCUGGCCACUGGGUACAGAGAGCCUGGCUGGCCCAGUACAGAUUCUGCCUGAGCCUCCUUAUUUAUUUUCUCCAGGGUGGAGCUCAGUCCAGCCCAGCUGGGGCAGGCAGAAGUGAGGGCCUCACUCAGGCCCCUCUUUCUGGAGGAAUGCUCCCCAGGGCUAGGGCACUGACAUGAGGGGAGGGGGGGUGCUCUUUGUGUAAAAUAGAAACAUGGUUUUGUACAGAAAUAAACAGGUUUGUAUAGAGA
This is a messenger RNA of Miniopterus natalensis, 1977 nucleotides long. RefSeq names its product TBC1 domain family member 10A (gene TBC1D10A). NCBI's taxonomy places the organism in Eukaryota, Metazoa, Chordata, Mammalia, Chiroptera, Miniopteridae. Gene Ontology annotation, molecular function: GTPase activator activity; small GTPase binding. The record is from RefSeq and is a predicted model, not a curated record. Gene Ontology annotation, biological process: regulation of GTPase activity.